UUUCCGACAUGACACGUUCUAGCAGACCAGUGACUACUGGAUAAGCCCGUCGGCGGCGGAGGCCAAUAGGCGGCAUCCAGCCUGAUCGGCGAUGGAGGGGAAGCAGCUCCAUCCCCUCCUCCUCCCCCACCCUCGCCUCCCAUUCCCAGGCCUCCUCCCCCAUCUCCCCACCUCCCGCUUCCGCCGCCUCCACCACCGCAAGCCCAAGGCAACGCAGCUCGCCGUCUCCCUGCGGCGUCCGCGCGCCAGCCAAGCGGAGACGCCCGGCCGCGGAGGCUGGGAGUGGGCGCGGCACGCUUCCGCGGCGGCGCUGGCGCUCCACCUGGCCGUCUGCUCCCUCCUCUCCCCGUUCCCCAACCCUGCACGCGCGUGCGUCCACCCGCCCCCUCCCGCCGCGGCCGCCGCCGUCGAGGCACAGGAGGAGGACGAUGAGGAGUGGGAGGCCGCGCUGCAGCAGUGGAAGUCCAAGACCUACGCGCUCUCCGUGCCCCUCCGGGUCGUCGCUCUCCGCGGCUCCUUCCCUCCCACAUGGGUCAAGGAUUUCGUUGAAGCGCAGGGGAAUAGGCUCAAAUUCAGCCCCGAGUUCCGCACUAGCAUUGACACGCUCUUCACUGAGCUGUCGCAAUGUGUGGAGAAGGGUGAAGUUCAGUCGAAAUCCGCAAUGGCAGCUGAUGUUGUUUCGAUUGGGGACUCUUGGCUCGGCUAUGCUAUCCGCAAGGGACUGGUAGAACCCAUCAAGAAUGCUGAAGAACAGGAUUGGUAUCGGAGCCUAAGUGACAGAUGGAAGGUUCAUUUGCGCAGGAACCAGAAUGGGGAGGCAGAUUCUAAUGGCUCGGUAUGGGGAGCACCAUACAGAUGGGGCACUGUGGUAAUUGCUUACAAGAAAAGCAAGUUCAAACAACACAACUUGAAGCCAAUACAGGAUUGGGAGGAUUUGUGGAGGCCUGAACUUGCUGGGAAGAUUUCAAUGGUUGAUUCUCCUAGAGAGGUCAUUGGUGCAGUUCUUAAGCGGCUGGGAUCAUCAUACAACACGAUUGACAUGGAAACAGAAGUCAGUGGCGGCAGGGAAGCAAUCUUGAACAGCUUUGUUCAGCUACAAAAGCAGGUUCAACUAUUUGACAGCAUGAACUAUCUGAAAUCGUUUGGAGUUGGUGAUGUUUGGGUUACAGUGGGUUGGAGCAGCGAUGUCAUCCCUGCGGCAAAGAGAAUGUCUAAUGUUGCUGUUGUUGUUCCCAAGUCAGGCAGUAGCCUCUGGGCUGAUUUAUGGGCGAUACCCUGUGCGACAAGAUUCCAAACUGAUCGAAUAGGUGGUAGAACUAGAGGGCCAUCUCCGCUCAUCCACCAGUGGUUCGACUUCUGCCUGCAGAGUGCCCGAAGCUUGCCAUUUCGCCAAGAAAUCAUCCCAGGAGCAUCGCCACUGUUCCUCGAGAACCCAGCCCCAGAGGUUCCUCAAGAUGUGAACAAGAGAAAGCCGAAGUUGGAGACGAACCUUGUCAGAGGAGUACCUCCGCCUGAAAUCCUGGAAAGAUGUGAGUUCUUAGAACCUUUGCCAGACAAAGUGUUGGGUGAUUACCAAUGGCUGAUGUCGAGAGUGCAGAGACCACAUGGCGGUCUGCUUGGAAACAUGUUGCAAAAGAUAUCAAACGUCCUAGACUUGAAAUCUAGAUUUUAGUGCACACAACUAUUGAUAUGAAGUUCAUCAGUCUUUUUUCAAGAUGGCCAUUAACAAACCAAUAGUCUAUAGUAGUAACACUGCAACCAUCCCAUCGGAAAGGACAUGAAAUCUAAUUCUGAGAUUCUGGCGACAAAAACUGAACAUCUUCUCAAGCACAUCCUCGCUUGGUGAAGGACCAGCGUUUGACUUGUUAAUUUCCAAACUUGUAACCUUUGUUGUACUGCAUCUGGAUGUUAGCACCUUUAGGAGUUCCACCUGGUCAUCUGCUCCUGUGAACCAAUUGAUCUCUAUCUCUUCAAGUGAAUCGAGGCUAAUGUUGUCUA
This is a messenger RNA of Brachypodium distachyon (stiff brome), 1998 nucleotides long. RefSeq lists its product as uncharacterized. Lineage: Eukaryota; Viridiplantae; Streptophyta; Magnoliopsida; Poales; Poaceae. The transcript is spliced from 6 exons. The record is from RefSeq and is a predicted model, not a curated record. Gene Ontology annotation, biological process: polyamine transport. Gene Ontology annotation, molecular function: polyamine binding. Gene Ontology annotation, cellular component: periplasmic space. The coding region runs from base 92 to 1672 and encodes 526 amino acids.